ACCGACUCCGUUACGCGAUUAUCCAUUUUAUUUUCGCGUUUUAGUUGGUAUUUGAUGCAGCUUGCCCCCACCAAAACUCAGAAGUAGUCGCAUAAUUGAAGUUUCCGAUUUAUUUUUAACCUCGACGACUACCGCCACUAACCUGCUUUGCGGAUGAUGGAAGAAAGAGGAGGAGAAGCCGCCGCCGCCGCCCCAACCACUACCACCACCACCACCGGCAACGAAGUUGAACAUACUGGUGCCAGUAACAUCAAGGUUCAAGUGUCUUAUGGUUCCAACAAUUUCGAUGUCUUCGUCCUUCCCCAAUCCACUUUCGGUGAUUUGAAAAGGGAGAUUGCAAAAGCAACUGGUUUAGAGCCUGAAGCUCAAAACUUGUUAUUUAGAGGAAAAGAAAAAGAUGAGAAUGAAAGGUUGGAUAUGGCAGGAGUGAAGGACAAUGCAAAGGUGAUAGUAACUGAAAAUUCACCUACCAAAGAUAAAGAUAAAGAUAAAGAUAAAGAAGAAGAAGAACAUGAAGAAAAAGAAGAAGAGAAUGUUGAAAAGGUUGAAGAAGAAGUGAAGGAGAUAUCAAAAGGGGUUGAGGCUGUUAGUUUAGUUAGAAAGGAAAAUGAUGAGUUUGCAGAACAGGUGGGAAGCCUAGAGGCAGUGGUGUGUUCUGGGACUCAGGUUUCAGAUAAAGAUUUUCUAUUUUUAACCGAGAUGCUGAUGAGGCAGCUGCUGAAACUUGAUGGAAUUGAUGCUCAAGGAGAAGGGAGAAUACAAAGAAAGUUGGAGGUGCGACGCGUACAGGGCCUUGUGGAGACGUUGGAUGAUCUCAAGGUAAAAAACUCGAACCCAAACCCAAACCCAAACCCAAGUAGCAAUGUUCCGGAAGCUUCUGCUACAAAGGCGACUCAAGAAUGGGAAGUUUUUGAAUAGUUACAGUCACCAGGG
Messenger RNA from Lactuca saligna, 933 nucleotides. The record is from the annotation of a GenBank genome assembly. Lineage: Eukaryota; Viridiplantae; Streptophyta; Magnoliopsida; Asterales; Asteraceae.